UCUCGAUUUAUGUCCUUAUUGAUUUAUAAAAACGGAGAAAAGGCCAAUGUUGUAGAUGUUAAUAAAAAUAGAGUUUACUGUGAAUCUUUGCUCAGUUUAAUCGCUUAUAAGUAAGAUAUUAUAUCCUCUUCUUGUAUAUUCCUGUCAUUAUGUGAGUGUCACCUGAAAACCAUGGACUAUCUCGGAAAACGUGAACGCAAAGUCCAUCCUAAAGAGAAAGCCAACAUUUUAUCAAAUUUAUCAUUUUUCUACACUUUAAAAUUAUUCAGAAAGGGUUACAAAAAUGAUUUGGAAGAAGACGACUUGUAUGAGGUUUUGAAGAGUUACAGAUCGAAGCCGUUGGGAGACCAGUUAGAAGCAGAAUGGGAAAAACAGAAAAAGAAAGGAAAAAACAACUCAAUAGUCCGUUUGUUGUGGGCUUGCUACGGGUGGCAGUACAUUCUCCUUGGUUUAGUGCAACUCAUUGUCAAAACAACGAUGAUAGUCGUCCAACCGCAAGCUUUGAGCAAAAUUAUUUCCUAUUUCAAUCCGAACCAAACUGAAAUGACCAAAAAGGACGCAUAUUUCUAUGCCACACUUUUGAUCGCAAUCAAUUUAAUUAACUGUAUUUAUGUCCACAAUUAUCAAUUAGCUGUAACAGGACUCGGAAUUAAAGUUCGCACAGCUUUCUGUUCAUUUAUUUACAGAAAAGCUCUAAAAUUGAGUCCCACAAGACUCAGCGAUAUAUCAAUUGGACGAAUUGUGACUUUGAUGACGAAAGAUGUGCAUUCUUUCGAAAGUUUCAUCCAUUUCGCCAAUGAUUUAUGGAUCGGAAUUGUCAAAUCCGGGGUCAUUUUUUAUAUAAUUUACCGGAAAAUUGGAGUAUCUGCGUUUGCAGGAGUCUUGCUUUUUGUUAUUUUGUUCCCAAUGCAAGCUUAUUUGGGUUCAAAAUCGGCGAAAUUGCGUAUGAAAAUGUGCAAGAAAACAGACGAUAGGUUACAACUAACUCAGGAAACGUUAUCGGCGAUCAAAAUAAUCAAAAUGUACACCUGGGAAAAGUUUUUUGACAAGAAAAUUCUAGAUGCUAGAAAGAAGGAAAUCAAAACAAUGCACACUAACUUCUACUUAAAGUUUAUUGUACUACAGAUAGGUAAUUUGAGUGGCAAAAUGGCUUUUUACCUCCUUAUCAUGACUUACACAUGGCUCGAUAAUCACGUUACUGCUGAAAUUGUGUAUUUUGUGGAAAGUUGUCUUCAGACAGUCACCCACACUAUCAGUAUCCUUUUCCCUAUCGGUAUCACUCAAACAGCCGAACUGUCAGCCUCUAUUAAAAGAAUUGGAAACGUUUUGAAAGCACUAGAAGUGCCAACAGAACAACCCGAAGAAGAUUUAACAAUCAAACCAAAAAUCGCGCUGAAGGACGUUAGUGUUAAGUUCAAAGACAAGGAAAUCCUCCAUUCCAUAAACCUGACACUUGACAUGGGGGUCACUCUCAUUACUGGUCCCGUCGGAAGCGGUAAAAGCUUCCUCUUGAAGACUAUCCUGCAGGAUUAUGAACCUUCAAGUGGAGGAUUAGUUUCAAAAGGACGAAUUUCUUACGCUUCUCAGGAACCUUGGCUUUUCCCUUCCUCAAUCAAACAAAAUAUUUUAUUCGGGCAAAAGUGGGACGAAAAACGCUACAAUGAAGUCUUGAAAGUGUGUGCACUAGUAUACGACUUUGAUUUGCUAUCAGCCGGUGAUAACACCAUCGUUGAGGAUCGAGGAAUUAAUUUGAGUAAAGGACAACAAGCUCGAAUCAAUUUAGCGCGAGCUGUGUACAAAGAAAGCGAGAUUUAUCUACUUGAUGAUUGUUUGUCGGCUUUGGAUGCACAUGUCAGUGAUUUUAUUUUCAAAGAGUGCAUUUUGAAGUUUUUGAGGAACAAACUGGUGGUUUUUGUUAGCCAUAAUGCCAGUCAUGUGAAGGAUGUUGACAAUGUUGUCAUCAUGCACGAUGGCUCCAUUUCGUCCUGUGUCAAGUCGUCAGAAAUUACCGAAACCCAAAUUUUGGAGGAGAUCAUCAACGAUAAGGAAAAGAGCGAGGAUAUAAUAGACGAAGAAGACGACGAAGUGGACGAAAAAACAAAACUAGUGACUGAAACCACCAAAGAACGAAAGGUUUAUCAAGAAAUUAAACAAAAAGGCGAAGUGAAUCUCUCUGUUUACACCAAAUAUAUUAAAUUUGGUGGUGGAUUCUUCAUUUUCGUGUUACUCCUCGUCGCAUUUGGAAUUUCACAAUUUGUUCACAGUUAUGCCGACAAAUUAGUCAGUCAAUGGGUCAAUCUCGAGACGAAAAUUUCAAAUUUCACUUUUAGUAAUAUUACGAAUCUGACAGAAAUACAGAAGGAGACGAUAAUGAGUCAUCGUGAUUUUACUCAACACCUUUUCAGUGCAAUGACGGCUUUGACUGUAGCUUUUGAGCUUGGUCGAAUUUUGGCACUUUUUGCUGUUGCGAAAAGAGCCUCCAUCAAGUUGCACAAAUACAUGAUUGAUCAUAUUAUCAAAGCUACCAUGCAUUUCUUUGAUACUAAUUUUAUCGGGAAUAUUUUGAACCGGUUUUCGAAGGAUUUAUCCUUGAUUGACGAACAUCUACCAUUUGUGAUUUACCAAGUGUUUAGAGCUUUCCUUGUUAUAAUUGGUGUUUUGGUACUAAUAUACACAGUCAUAAAAUCUUUUCUAAUUCCGACUUUCGCAUUCUUGUGUAUUUUAGUUGUCAUUAGACGAUACUAUCUCCCAACAGGACGAAGUCUCAAACGUUUGGAUGCUGCUACGCGAAGUCCAGUUGUUGGUCACUUGAACGCAACCCUUGAAGGUUUAACAACAAUCAGAGCUUUCAAAGCUGAGCAAAUACUGCGAGACGAAUAUGACAGACAUCAAGACCUUUACACUUCUGCUUCGUACAAUUUCCAGUGCAGUAUGAGGGCUUUUGCGUAUUGUUUGGAUACUUUCAAUACAAUUUUUAUAGCAUCGGUGAUUCUGAGAUUUGUAAUUUUUGACGAUGUGACAGAAGCCGGAGAUGUUGGUCUUGCCAUCACUCAAGCCUUCAGAAUGACGGGAACUCUGCAAUGGGGAAUCCGCCAAUGGGCCGAAAUUGAAAAUUCGAUGACUUCUGUUGAACGCGUCCUUGAAUAUACUGAAGUCAAACAGGAGAACAACAAAGGACAAACACUGGAAUAUUGGCCAACUAAAGGAGAAGUCAGAUACGAAAAUGUCUACUUGUCGUACAAUAACUCCGACGAGUAUGUCUUAAAAGACAUUAAUUUCACUGCAAACCCGAGGGAAAAGAUCGGAAUUGUUGGGAGAACUGGUGCUGGGAAAUCGUCAAUCAUCUCUACCUUGUUCAGACUGUACGAAGUCAAAGGAAAAAUCACGAUUGAUGGAGUUGAUACCAAAACCCUGUCUUUGGAUUACUUGAGGAGAAACAUUUCGAUUAUCCCCCAAGACCCAGUCCUCUUCUCUGGAAGAAUCCGCGAUAAUAUUGAUCCUGAAGGGAUAUACACAGACGACCAAAUUUGGAAAGCUAUAGAAACGGCCAAUUUAAGACACCUGGUUCCUAGCUUAGAUUACGAAAUUACGGAAAAUGGUUCCAACUUUAGUGUUGGCCAAAGACAGUUAAUUUGUUUGGCUAGAGCUGUCGUCCGUAAUAACAGAAUUAUCGUCCUGGAUGAAGCUACAGCUAAUAUGGAUAAAGAAACGGAUGCUUUGAUAUAUCAAACGAUACAUGAGAACUUUGCCUCUUGUACUGUUUUCACCAUAGCGCACAAAUUGCAUACGAUUAUAAAUUCAGAUAAAGUGAUUGUUAUGGAUAAAGGACAGAUUAUCGAGUGUGAUGAUCCCAAUAGUUUGUUGCAAAACACACAAGGGGUGUUUUAUAAUAUGGUCAAAAAAUCAGGGUUGUUGCCAACAGCUGACGCAUAGAGUCAUUUCUUAAAUUAAGAAUUAAAUAAAAGAAAUUAUUAUUUAUUUGAUA
Tribolium madens (black flour beetle) is the source of this 3985-nucleotide messenger RNA. RefSeq names its product probable multidrug resistance-associated protein lethal(2)03659. Gene Ontology annotation, cellular component: membrane. NCBI's taxonomy places the organism in Eukaryota, Metazoa, Arthropoda, Insecta, Coleoptera, Tenebrionidae. The record is from RefSeq and is a predicted model, not a curated record. The coding region runs from base 172 to 3933 and encodes 1253 amino acids. Gene Ontology annotation, molecular function: ATP hydrolysis activity; ATP binding; ABC-type transporter activity. Gene Ontology annotation, biological process: transmembrane transport. The transcript is spliced from 10 exons.